Molecule: messenger RNA, 510 nt
Organism: Dermacentor silvarum
Lineage: Eukaryota; Metazoa; Arthropoda; Arachnida; Ixodida; Ixodidae
Product: isocitrate dehydrogenase [NADP] cytoplasmic-like
Exons: 2
Coding region: 1-510 (169 amino acids)
Biological process (GO): isocitrate metabolic process
Cellular component (GO): peroxisome; mitochondrion; cytosol
Molecular function (GO): isocitrate dehydrogenase (NADP+) activity
Source: RefSeq, a predicted model, not a curated record
AUGGAGAAGCUCAAGUGUGGGCCCCUGGUCGAGAUCCGGGGCAACGACAUGGCACGCGUAGUCUGGAACCUCCUCCGGGAGAGGCUCAUCGAGCCGUACGUGGACGCCGACCUGAGGGUGUUCGAUCUAUCAAUCGAACAUCGCAACCAGAUCAACGACACUGUCACCCGGGAGGCCACCCAGGCGCUCAAGAUAAACAAUGUGGGCUUCAAGUGCGCCACCAUCACGUCCGAGAAGGACAUUCUCGAGAACUACUAUUUGAAGCGCACGUGGUUGUCGCCUAGCGCCGUCAUUCGCAACGCCCUCGAUGGCGCCGUCUUCCGGGAGCCGAUGGUCUGCCGCAACAUCACUCGGCUCGUGAAGCAGUCGCGUAAGCCCAUCAUCAUCGCGCGCCACGCGUUCGGCGACCAGUACAACGGCAAGGACUUUGUGGUCCCCGGACCCGGCACGCUCCAGAUCAAGUACUCGUCCAUCAUCGGAGUACCCUACAACCUUGACAUCGCGCACUGA